This is a messenger RNA of Medicago truncatula (barrel medic), 1035 nucleotides long. RefSeq names its product protein MAINTENANCE OF MERISTEMS-like. Gene Ontology annotation, biological process: meristem development; meristem maintenance. Lineage: Eukaryota; Viridiplantae; Streptophyta; Magnoliopsida; Fabales; Fabaceae. The transcript is spliced from 5 exons. The record is from RefSeq and is a predicted model, not a curated record. The coding region runs from base 1 to 1035 and encodes 344 amino acids.
AUGACUCUAUGCGAGAGGUGGCAUCCCGAGACCAACACUUUUCACAUGCCCUUGGGGGAGAUGACUGUGACCUUGGAUGAUGUCGCAUGUCUGACACAUCUUCAGAUUGAGGGGCGAAUGUUGAGCCAUGGGAAGAAGAUGCCGAAACAUGAGGGAACGAAACUACUGAUGAGGCACUUGGGUGUGUCGCAGCAGGAGGCGGAGAAAAUUUGUGGUACGGAGUACGGCGGGUACAUUAGUUACCCGAAGCUGAGGGAGCUAUAUACGAGGUACAUCGGUAGGGCCAACGUAUUGGCGGAUACGGAGGAUGCAGAGGAGAUGGAGGAGCUGCAGAGGGUUAGGACAUUUUGUAUGAAGUCCUAUCUCUUAUAUCUUGUAAGAUGCUUGUUGUUUGGUGAUAGAAGCAACAAACGCAUCGAGUUGGUCUAUCUGACGACCAUAGAGGAGGGCUACCCGGGGAUGCGUAAUUAUUCAUGGGAAGGGAUGACAUUCGCAUACCUAUACGGCUAUGUUGAUCCCAACACUGACUACAUGGAAAAUUAUCCGGUUGCGGCGAGGUGGAAGCUUCAGAAGGGUCAUAGAGAGGGGGUCACGUAUCGAUCACUGCUUGAUCCUAUACAGUUUAAUGACGUAUGUUGGAGGCCGUACGAAGAGCACAGGGAGAUCCAGGAUUUUGAGGAGGUUUUAUGGUAUUCAGGCUGGAUUAUGUGCGGUGUUCGUAGGGUGUAUCGUCACUUGCCCGAGAGGGUUUUGAGGCAGUACGGAUACGUCCAGAGGGUCCCUAGACAUCUGGCGGAUGUUGUAGAGCUGUCACCGCCUCAGAUUGUGCAGGCAUUCGUCGACUUCCGCACUCACACGCUUAGGGCGGCCGAUGGGGAGAUCUUCCGAGGCCAGCAAAUGAAGAGCAGAUCAUUGCACAACAGUGGAAGCGGUUCAGGAAAUGAAGCUGCUGCCUCUGUCUUGGCUUCAGGACGCUUCGGCAGUUUACUGCCGAGGAAAUCCUCUAUAGUUAACUACCGAAGGGAAUUUAGGUGA